AUGUAUCAUUAUUCCAGUCCACCACCGGGGUGGUCUACCUACAACUACUCUCAGUCGCCGCCGACCUCACCUUACUACGCUCAAUACGCUUCGCAAUACGCCGACGCCUACACAUCACCUCGGGGCACUUCACGACGACAUACCCGCAAGGCUAGCUACACGGCCACCAAAGAACCGUCGUACUAUGGCUAUCAGCAAACAUACUACGAGGCGACGCCAGACCAAGGCAUUCCGCCGCGCAAGCACGAUCAUGUAAGUGCUUCUUAUGCGGGCCCGCCCAAACACCGUCGCAACCAUACGACUGGUCGUCCUGCGGGGGAUGGCCUCGGCACCGGACCCAACUCGCAAUCGCAGAAACGACCCGUCUUUGUAGAUGUGGUUGACGAUGCAUUCGAUGUUCGCAACGGAUUCGCCGGCUCGCGAUCACGCGCUGGCCGUCCCCCGGCAACGAGCCAGAAACAAGAUGGCCCUGGCCAACGUCGCGCGUCAACUGCUCAUCGCAAAUCGAACCCAGCCGCUGAUUCUCACUUUUACUUCACCCAGGUUCCUAACUACGAGGAUAUCGAGGCAGCUCGUCGUUCGUCCCGUGUCCGUCGCCAGUCCACCUCAACUCGCACACCGAACAAGCCUAAGCCAGCCCCCGCCACCAAACCGCCACCAACCGCCACUGAGGAAGACGCUGAGCGGGCCGGUAUCCCACCUGGGUACUCAACCAAAAACUGGGACCCUACCGAGGCACCUAUCAUUCUCCUCGGUAGUGUCUUCGAUGCCAGCUCUCUCGGUAAAUGGAUCUACGACUGGACAGUCUUCCACCAUGGCGCAUCAACACCCAUGGCCGACGUGGCAGGUGAUUUGUGGCUGCUGCUGAUUAAACUAGCGGGCAAAGUCAAGCGGGCGGACGAAUGUCUUCCGCGAAUCAAGUGCAUCGAAGCCCAGGAAGUCGUCGAAGAUUUCCUGGAAAGUGGCGACCGACUCUGGAGCCGGUUCAAGAAGCUACUCAAAGGUUGUGAACUUUACAUGUGGAAGGCUGCUAAACGGGAAAGUGGCAAAGGCGCCCCCGUAUCUAUGGGGCGCAAUGCAGGCUGUGAAUUUGUCGAAUCAAUCUUCGGCCGCGACCGUGAGCUUGAAAAUACGGAAAAAUUGAUGAACAGCAUCCGGCUGUGGAAUAUGCGAUUCGAUGCCAACUGCGAAGAUAUCUUGCGCCGACCGUCCGCUAAUUAG
Molecule: messenger RNA, 1221 nt
Organism: Penicillium odoratum
Lineage: Eukaryota; Fungi; Ascomycota; Eurotiomycetes; Eurotiales; Aspergillaceae
Exons: 1
Coding region: 1-1221 (406 amino acids)
Source: RefSeq, a predicted model, not a curated record